AUGUUAUUGGAUGAGUUUAGUGAAUGGAAUAAAACAGUUUCUGGGAACAUUUUCCUCAAUCUGGAGGAGCUGGAAUAUACGGUCCAAGCACUUGAGAUCAAAAAGAAACAUCCCAGAAUGGCAAUUAGUAUGACACGCAUUCUCCGUGCUAAGCAGGGCCUCAGAAGGUCUUCUUCAAGAACAAACAGAGAAAAUGAGGUUCCUAAGGGGCACUUUGCAGUUUAUGUGGGCGAAAGCAAAAAGAAGCGCUUUGUUAUCCCGAUAUCAUACUUGAAGGACCCUUCGUUCCAAGACUUGCUAAGUCAAGCAGAGGAAGAGUUUGGAUUUGAUUAUCUAAUGGGUGGAAUCACCAUACCUUGUCUGGAGGAUACCUUCCUCGAUAUCAUCUCGUGUUCAAGUAGAUAUUGA
This is a messenger RNA of Ipomoea triloba (trilobed morning glory), 408 nucleotides long. Its product is annotated as auxin-induced protein 15A-like. The transcript is spliced from 2 exons. Bases 1 to 408 code for a protein of 135 amino acids. The record is from RefSeq and is a predicted model, not a curated record. NCBI's taxonomy places the organism in Eukaryota, Viridiplantae, Streptophyta, Magnoliopsida, Solanales, Convolvulaceae. Gene Ontology annotation, biological process: response to auxin.